AUGUCUGCUGGUCCAGGUCUUUCGCGACAGCGAUCCGUAUCAAACAAAUCCAAGGGUGCUAUCCUUCCUUCGGGUGCCAAGGCAAGGCCAUCGGCAGAAGAUGUCCCCUUCGAACCAUGUGCCUGUACGGCAUCGCUGCUUCUCUUCGCCCAAGGGUCGGCCGUUCUAUGUCUUCAACAUGACACCCUUGCGGUUGAGAGACGUUUUGAGAAGCACUCGAAGGAUGUUCAGUUCAUAUCGGCCGAUAAUGUGAGUGAAACUGGGGCCGGACGACUGGUGGUCACCUAUGAUGUCGGCCGAACGGCCAUAGUAUGGGACAUGGCCACCGGCGAACAAUUGUCGCGCUUUGUAUCAUACGAAUCGCUACAAGUCGCCCAUUGGAUGAGAAACGGAAACAUCGCUUUUGGAAAUGCAAAAGGCGAGGUGAUUUUAUUCGAGCCUGCAACGAGUGAUCACAUUUCCGCGCGAACGAUAUUUGAUCCCAUCACGGCAAUUGCCCCGUCGUCGGAUUGUAAGACGUAUGCCAUCGGAUAUAAGAAUGGCUCCAUCCUCCUGGCUGCCUUACAACCGUCUUUUACCAUCCUUCACACGCUGACAACGUCUCGUGCUCCGUCUCCAAUUGUCUCCUUGACGUGGCAUGCCUCGUCCUCGAAACAAAAGUCAGACAUGCUCGCCACACAGACCGCAGAUGGAGAUCUGAGAGUUUGGAGUGUCUCGAAGCCCCCAACCGCCGAAGCUCCUCGAGUAAUUCGUGUCUUAAAACGCUCUGAUACGUAUGUUCGCGGCCGAAAUUGGAUUUCAUGGUCUAAGAACGGCCGUAUCGUACAAUUCUCCGAAGGCAAGACAUGGGCAUGGGACGUGCGCACCAAACAUGUGACAUAUGAACCUAUUCCAACAGUCGAGGGAGUGAGAGCCAUCGCCGCCCACGGCCCGACUGGCACACUGUUCACCUUGGGCCCAGACUAUACGGUUCAACAGUACGACGUGGAAAGAGCUCAGCUAAUAGCAAAUGUUCGACACAUGCCAAUAACUAUUCCUCCGACGCCCCCUGAAGACACUAGAGGACCUAUGUGGACGACGUCUGAGAGCGAAGAAGAUGUUGCUUCCCCUCUCGUCCGUGCCCGUAGAGAACUCCGCGCUACCGAAGCCGCCAGGCAAGAUCGGUCUAACAUCAACAUCCCCAGUCCCCAGUCAGCCAUCAGCUCUCAGAAGUCGGGUCUCAAGAACGGGAUUCAGGACAUCAUCUCCCCUGCUGGUAAGACCGAAUACACGUCCACAUCAUUUGAUACUGGCAUUCAGUCCCAAUCAACAUUCAAUGCGCCUGUACAGCUUUCCAAUCAAGCGUACCAAGCCCAGUCGCCUGCUACCGCCAGAUCGGCCAGAAAGGGUUCCCGCUUAAGGCAAGAGGUUGUCAUGAGUCCCGAAGAGCGUCCGGUCUUAGAUCUCUUUCCAUUCACCCGGGCGCGUCUGCAUGACGUACCUUAUCGCCCCCCUCGAUCAAUGGACGAGGGUCACAUGACGCCUGACGAUCUGAGGAGGCAGAUGCUGAGCGUUGUUUUCGGUUGGGAUGAAGAUAUUCAGGAUCUCAUUCGAGACGAGUUGAGCCGCCAUCCAAAUGAGAGUCAGAAUGCCAUCUUUCUUGCGAGAUGGCUCGAUGAAGAUCCCGAUUAUCUGGCAGAAAUCAUGGGCUCGACCGGCAUUAUUUCAAAUCUUGAUUGGAUGCUGCUUGCUUUGGGCACAAUCAGCAACCAAGUGGGAGCUAAGAAGAUCACCCAAGUUUUCAUCGAGAAGAUGCUGAGCAAAGGCGAUGUUCAUGCUGCAGCGACGUUAAUGCUUGCCCUCGGCGAUAGGAGUGAUGCAAUCGAAGUCUACGUCUCAAGGAAUCAAUUCAUGGAGGCCGUCUUGCUGACCUGUCUUGUCACACCGGAUGACUGGCAACGGCAGUCAUACCUGGUGCGCCGGUGGGGUGAGCAUGUGGUUGAAAAUUCGCAGCAGUCACUUGCCAUACGCUGCUUCUCAUGCACCGGUGUCGAGCCUUCUGAUCCCUGGACGUCUCCGAAAGCACAACUUGCCACGAACACAAUGUUGGAUCCGAUCUCGGUCCCGCAGGAAUCUCAAGAAGUGCCGCCUCUGGAGCCGAUGGAAUACCCAGCAAUUUUCCAAAAGACGUUAGAAAGACGACGAACUCUUGAUGCGCCAACACCGGUAGCGAUGCCUCCACCAAACAUCAUGCCAGCCACGCCAGCGCCUCCUACACCCUUCAGAAAUGCUGCUGCUCAGGGCACAAGAAUCACUCCGCAGACAUCUGCUCUCAAACUCAUCACGUCGUUUGGGCCCCAGGCUAACAAUCAAUUCAAGUUCCCGGGCUUGAAACCCGACGACCGUACUCCCACUGUUGCUGCGGCAGUUACACCAAUUGCAGAAUCUGCAAUUGACAGAUCUGCUUUGUCACCUGGAGGUCUGGGUUCUUAUCGGAUGAAUAAUAUUCGCAGCAUCAACAGUGCUCUCUCGGCCAAAACUGCAACUCCCGGUGGCUUUCAGCCGAAUAGACUACCAUCAAUCGGAGAGACGCCCGUUGAUGUUGAAUCACCACGAUUCCAAAGUUCCCUACCUCAACGAUCGGUUUCUGUGCCCGCAGAACUGACGUCAAGCAAGAACACGGAGGCUGUGGAAGCUGGCCCAUCUACCAACGAUUCACAACAAAGCGAUAGGCAAGCAUUGACAUUGCUCACGUCUGCGCGUUACGAGCCCCUUGCCACUCCUGUCAGGGAGACGCCUCAAACCGCUGUCGGACCACAGACGGCCAUCAAAUUCCCCGGAACAAGUUCUCAGUUUCAUGGUACGCUAGGCGCUGAUGCAAGCCAAGUGGAUAUGUCUCGCCAAAGAACGGGUUCAAGGAACCGAAAGCCAGAUGGUCUUUCAAUUCAGACAAUGCCCGUACAAGAAAUGGAUUCUAAUCAAGAAUAUUUACCGGCCGCAAGCUAUAACGAGUCAAUAAGCAGACCAGCGACUACCGGAUCAUACAGCAACACCCAACUCGAUACGUCCGGAGAUCUGACAAGCCCGCCAACCACGGGUCAGAGCUAUCGUGGCGUGAAGAGUCCUAUCGUGACUGGCCGGAGCAUUGAUCAAUACAUCAGCAGCCUCGAGCAGGCUCAAUAUUACGGGAAGCAUUCGAGGGCCCGCGGGUACAGCAGCACCAGCAAGCAAUCAAAAGAUGACCAAUUGGAGAAAAAGAAGAAUCGGGCUAAUAUGGAUGAUGGUAGUGGUGAAAGAGAUUCACGACGUGCCGUUCCAUCCGCCAAACGCUCACCUUCUUCGCCUGUCCCAAUGUCGCCCGAGGAUCUCAGAUUGUACAGCACCAGUGUGGAAAGCUUUGACUCUAUGUACAGUUCAAAUUUGUCUGGAAUGGACCGAAAGGGAACACCUGCCAGCAUGUCAAGGCUCAGCCGACGUGGCUCACAGUCAACGGCGAAAGGCACCAAACAUCGCCAGAGAUCGCGCUCAAAGACACGCGGUAUCAGUACCCGAAGCAAAACCAGCAGCCGUGUCACAAGCAGGCAGCCUAGUCCCGAUAUUUUAUUUUCUCCGAGAGGCCGAAGUUCGUCACGCAAAGAAAACCUUGGACACCGAUCUCCUUCGUCUCCACGACCUAUGGUUCCUUCUGAAGAAGACCUACAGAGCCGCUUCGAUCAAGAUUCUGCUUUGAGACUGGUUUCUCGCGACCGCCACCGCCUGCACCGCAGUACUAGUCGUCGACCUCAACGUGACACUAGCGCUAGGCGCGAUCCAUCACCGGAUCGACGAAGACAACGGGCAAGGUCUCGCAGCCGUCAAGCAGAGGAAGCAUCCCUUAGCAGAAAAACAAGCCAUAGUGAUCGACACCACCGCCGACGACGCCGUCCGAGCGACGCGAUGUACGAGCGCAGCGCUCAUCCAGAUGAUCCCGAAGACGGUAUCCCGGCCACUUCGGCUCGUGAGGACCAUCGCUCGACCAGUCAGCCACCUCCAGCUCACGAGAGAGGUAAAAAGGAGUCCGCAGCUGAGCAGCUGGAAGCUCGUCGACAGUCAUUAACUCGUCGUCCUUCAGUGCCGAAUGUUCCUCUUCCCAGUCAACUUCCUGCCCAUACGAAGUCGGCUUCGACCAGCAAUGUGCCGCCACCUGCCAAACCUCAGGUUGAUGAAGGGAUGGCUGCCAGCUCUUCAUCUCAGGAGCAUACCUUAGCCACGGAUAUGUCCGGCUUCGGUGUUGUGAAGGAGCGUCCAGGUACACCGAAAGCAAUGCAAGUUGGGACAACGAAUUCCGAGGGAGAAACUGCAGCUGUUUCAAGUGGUGCAGAACUCCUAUCCAGCGAUGUGUAUCGUCCACCGACGCGUGAAGAUAUAAGCAGACCAGGUUCAACUCGUGCUCCUGCAUCCCUGGAAUUCCUGUCCCAAAUCCCUAAGCAUCCCGCCUACGACCGUCGGAUCGCCAACAGCAGAUCAAGCAGCAAAGGAGCAGAAGCGAGAGCGUCAUCACGAAGCCGUGGAACAUCCCGUGAUCGAACACGUGUCUCUCCCCGGGAAGCAACACCUAUGUCUAUCGGUCCUCCUGAGGCGACUACUUAUGCGAAUUCACCUCCACAACAAAAUCCGCCUAUCCUUCCUGAACUACAGCACUUGGCUGCACCACCUCCACCACCUCCACCACCUCCACCUGCUCCGCCCAACAUGCCAAUGUCUCUCAACAGUCCGAGUCUAUCGAAUCUUCGAGGAUUUGAAGGUGACCCCGCCAACGUACCGUUGCCGAUGUCUGCGAUCCCAACUACCUUCCCCGAAACACCACACAGCGCAAAUCCCCUCUCUGCUGUGUCAAUGUCUAUGGGACAUCGGCGUGGGCGCUCCGGCAACGACGGCAACAACUCUGGCUCGAGUCAGCUGUUUGGGAAAAUCCGGAACUUUGCCGGGCGUGUACGCAGUCCGUCUCGGGGUCGUCGAGGCGAUGACAACCAAGCCAUGAGUCCUAGGAUGAAUAACGAACAUGCCGCGCCGUAUGAGAGUAUUCCCUCUGCAAUGAUGGGAAGUGUCGGUUCUUAA
Messenger RNA from Rhinocladiella mackenziei CBS 650.93, 5076 nucleotides. RefSeq lists its product as uncharacterized. Gene Ontology annotation, biological process: positive regulation of transcription by RNA polymerase II. Gene Ontology annotation, cellular component: nucleus. The coding region runs from base 1 to 5076 and encodes 1691 amino acids. The transcript is spliced from 3 exons. The record is from RefSeq and is a predicted model, not a curated record. Lineage: Eukaryota; Fungi; Ascomycota; Eurotiomycetes; Chaetothyriales; Herpotrichiellaceae. Gene Ontology annotation, molecular function: transcription factor binding.